AUGUCUUACCCAAAGCGUCAGUUAGGGCUGACAGGAGUCGUCGAAAAGCAUCAAGUAUCACCCAAUGACACCAGACUCUACAAAGAACGUGUUGGUACCUCUUCACUAUGCGACAGAUACGAACCCCCUAAUCUACAAAAACUUCCAGUUAACCCAAUGCUAGGAAACUUCGGUACAACCAGGAAUGCUAAAUUGGGGCCGCCCCCAACUCUCACCGUCGCACGCGAGCUUCCAUUUGCUCUCCCCCAGCAUGACUACGACCAUGCUUUCAACGCAGCCACUCUCCUCCCUCACCAAGUUGGAAGGAACUGGACAUAUCCAAUGCUACGCAUCACUUCGCCUCCACUCAUCCAGGCAGGCUGUGUACAUCAUGCCCCCUUUCGCCCCAACGAUACGGCCUUAUGCAGGAACCAGAUCACACCCCUAAUCAACUCUCCUUCGUCCUGCGUUGAAGUUUCUUACAUUCUUCUGUUUCUAUUGGGCAAGUUCACUGUCUCGCCGUGGGCAACAAACAACAUGGCAUCACGCUCCUUUUCCUCCCAGUCCCUCUUGACUGGCUUCCUCCUGACGCUCAUUUCCUCCCCCUUCGCCUCCGCUGAACUCACUCUCGCUUCUAAUCCCCAAACCACAUCCGCUCCCGUCGAGACCGUCUCCCUCAUUGAUGCCAGCGGCAUCCCCAUCACCACCGCCAACGACCCCGCCGACAACGCCUGGGUCAUCCCCCUGACCGGACCAGCCAGCGCUCCCACCGGAGCUGCCUGGGGCGCGCAAAUCCAAUAUAACAGUGACCUGGCUGGAAUACUCCCAGUCGCAUUCGGGACCCCUACCACCACCGCCAAACCCACCGCAACAGCGAUAACAAAAGCAGCAGCAGCAUCAACAACAACAGCAACGUUCGUAUCAGCCGGCUCGCCCGGCCAAAAGAGCGGAAACUUCGAGCUCGCAAUCGCGUUCAGCAACACCCUCCUCCUGUCGCAAGACACAAGUCUGAACAUCACCUCCACCAUAAACAAAACCAACUCAACAACCAUCCCCUCCCUCCCCGUCGGCCUCAACCUCGGCCUCCAAGACAAAUGGAACGGCUCCAUCGUGCUGGGAGGUAACUACGACUCCAAUCGCAUCUACGACGAACCGCACUGGCAAACCACCCCGGAAACCAGCGCCGGCAACACCAGCUUCAUCGAUACAGGCAUGCUAGACAUCAGCGCCGUUAUCCUUGAACUCUACACCACCCCUAACGCUACAACCAGCAGCGAAGACGCGGAAUACCCGUUCGGCGGUACCAGCGUUCAGGAGACGAGUAAAACUCUCCCCGCCAUGCUGGACUUUAAUUCGGAGUUCCUGUCCGUGCCGGAUGAAUCCUGGUGCGGACGGAAUAUCUCGAUCGUAUUUAAUCCGGAUAGCGAGUCAUAUCCGAUAUUUGAUAUUCCAGUUUGGGCCGAGCUGGUUCCCAAGGAGAGGUGUCAGGUAUCCAGUGGUGAGGUUGUGCUUGGACGGCCGUUCUUCCAGGCUGCCUAUGUGUAUGUGAACUCGGCGGGCGAUGUGUAUUUCAGUUCGAUCACUACGGAGGACGUGGAUGUUGCGACCAAGCCGUUUGACUUGCAUGUGCAGCUUUCGGAGGAGGUCAAUGGUACUGAGACUUAUGGGGGAGGGAAUGGAACGGCGACAGGGUCGGGGAGUGAUGCAACGGGGACCUCGGGGGCGGGAAGGUUAGGUGUUGAGGGGGUUUGGGGGGUGGUUGUGGGGAUGGGGUUGUUGUUACUGAUGUGA
Messenger RNA from Aspergillus niger, 1770 nucleotides. RefSeq lists its product as uncharacterized. The transcript has 2 exons. NCBI's taxonomy places the organism in Eukaryota, Fungi, Ascomycota, Eurotiomycetes, Eurotiales, Aspergillaceae. The coding region runs from base 1 to 1770 and encodes 589 amino acids. The record is from RefSeq and is a predicted model, not a curated record.